AAAAAAAAACUCAGAAAUAUUAAUGAAAGGAAGCAAGUCGGUUGGUCGUUGGUAGUCUGAGAGAAGAGAUGGGCUCGGCGACGUAUCUUCGCCUUGAGAGAUUUGGAUCUCUCAAUUUGCUCUCCCUCCUCUGCUUGCAGAACUCUUCAGUUUCCACCGUCAGAUUUUGUUCAUCGUCGUCGUCUUCCGGUAAUUCUAAACCAGAUAAUAAGAAGCUAGUUGAUCGUCUUUCAACUGUAAUUGACGCCGUUAAUGAUCGCAAACUUCCUCCUGAACUUCGUGGCCAGCGCAACAAUGUUAGGUCAGAAACUGACUUGAUCAACGUUGUUGAGCAAAGAAUAUGGCAUUCAAUGGAAGAAGGCCAAUUUGAAAAAUUGCCUGGGAAAGGCAAGCCACUAAAGCUUGACACAAAUCCUCAUGCGGAUCCAGCUGAAGACACCUUAUACAGAAUCCUCUCGAAAAAUAGAUGUGCACCGGAGUGGGUCGAGCUUAACAAAGAGAUAAGGUCUAGAAUAUCUGAAUGGAGGAUGUCCUUGAAGAAAGCUUGGGCAAAUAAAUGCAGUGGAGAUCACUCUGUGUGGGUUGAAAGUUCAGAGGCUUUGAAAUUGCAGUUAAAAGAAAUUAAUGAUAAGGUAUUUCGGUAUAAUCUCAUUGUACCUUUUGGUCGGCAAAUGUUUGGCCUUAAGUGGGAGAAAGAGAUCAGUUAUUUAGAAGAAUGAUGAAAGUCAUUGUUGAACGAAUUGAUGUACGAUUUUAGAAUAUUAGAAUUUGUUAUUUCCCUGAAGGGUGGUCAUGCCAGCUGAAUAAUCAUAUGGCCUAAGUAUUUAGUUCAACUUUGGAUGAUUAAUUUGUUAACUUGCAAUGUUUGGUGCAUGUUUGGGUUAGAGUUAAGUUUUGUGAAAUCAAGGUGGCAUUGUAAUUUUGUUGAACCCCUAAAGUGUAGUUUUUGCUAAAAUCAGUGUUACACUGUGAUUUUGCCAACUUAUUGUCAAUCAAGACAUGCACCAGAGCUAGUGAACGUCAUUGUUUAUGAUCCCUCUAUCAGAGCAUAGUUUGGCUGUAAUUAUAUGGUUUAUUACCUUCAAUCGGGUAAACCAAAGGAAACAUAUAGUGAAAGUGAAUGAGAACAAAUCUUUGCACAA
Messenger RNA from Cicer arietinum (chickpea), 1142 nucleotides. RefSeq lists its product as uncharacterized. The record is from RefSeq and is a predicted model, not a curated record. NCBI's taxonomy places the organism in Eukaryota, Viridiplantae, Streptophyta, Magnoliopsida, Fabales, Fabaceae.